AUGGGACUGACCGAGGCAAAGGUAGAGGCUGCUCCGGCCGUCCCCGACGCCGCCAUCCCCGACGCCACUGCCGGGGCAGGCGCCGUCGCCCCGGAUGCCGCCAGCCUCGACGACGGUCCUGGCACGCGCGCCGCCAUCCUUGUUGAGGUCACCGCUGACAUCGUCGACGCCAACGCGCGUCCCGAUCCGUCCACCGCCGCCACUGUCUCCGUCACGGCUGCGGGAGCAGGCGUCCCCGCCCCCGUCGUGGCUUCCGAAGCAGGCACCUCUGCCUCCGCCGCUGCCGUUGCCUUCGCCGUGGCUCUCUGGGCGGAUGUCCCCGCCUCCGCCGUCGCCGCUGCCUCCGUCGUGGCUGCGGGGGCGGACCCUCUCUCCUCCAUCACCACCGCCAUCCCUGUCACGGCCGCUGGGGCAACCGCCCCCGUCUCCGCCACCGCCAUUAGAGCCGAACGCUCCUCCUCCACCUCAUCAUCGAGGUCUAUCACCACCCCGGUCGGAGGGCCCCCAGGGGUGAUGCCCUGCCCCACGAGGUCGGCCAAGGAGGCAGAGGGCGGAGUAGGGGUCAGACCUUGCCCCGUGUCCGGCUGUGACAGCACUCCACCGGGUGCCGCCGCAAAAGCCACCUCCGUGGUUGGCUCCGCGGUCUCCCCGGUGACACCGCCGCCCGCUGCCGGCGGGGUCGCGGUCCGUCCUGCGGAGGAGGACGACACCCAUAGCGCCUUCUUCGGUGCCAGCGGUGGAACGAGGCCUCGAGGGGCAGCGCUGCGAAACAACAAACAACAUCAGCAAAAAUGA
This is a messenger RNA of Setaria italica (foxtail millet), 795 nucleotides long. Its product is annotated as hormone receptor 4-like. The transcript has a single exon. Bases 1 to 795 code for a protein of 264 amino acids. The record is from RefSeq and is a predicted model, not a curated record. NCBI's taxonomy places the organism in Eukaryota, Viridiplantae, Streptophyta, Magnoliopsida, Poales, Poaceae.